AGAGUUGAAUUGCAAGUGAGACCGAGGAGCACAAGAAGUCAGUGCUACUGGAAAAACAACUCGAACAUCACGGUUGAUGACAGUUAGAAGAAUGCUUUCCACUGAACUUCCCGACAUAAUUUGUUACGCAGAAUGUCUCUGAGUGAGAACUCGGUUUUUGCCUAUGAAUCCUCUGUGCAUAGCACCAACGUCUUACUCAGCCUGAAUGACCAGCGGAAGAAAGAUGUGCUGUGCGACGUCACCGUCUUAGUGGAGGGCCAGCGAUUCCGUGCCCACCGGUCUGUGUUGGCAGCAUGCAGCAGUUACUUCCACUCAAGAAUUGUAGGCCAGGCAGAUGCAGAGCUUAACAUCACUCUACCAGAAGAGGUAACAGUUAAAGGAUUUGAACCUUUAAUUCAGUUUGCCUAUACUGCCAAACUGAUUUUAAGUAAAGACAAUGUGGAUGAAGUGUGCAAGUGUGUGGAAUUUUUAAGUGUACAUAAUAUUGAGGAAUCCUGCUUUCAGUUUCUCAAAUUUAAGUUUUUGGACUCCACUGCAGACCAGCAAGAAUGCCCAAGAAAAAAAUGUUUUCCUCCACACUGUCAGAAAACAGACCUUAAAUUUUCACUUUUGGACCAGCGGGAUCUAGAAAUUGAUGAAGUAGACUUUCUGGAAAAUAAAAAUGUUCAGACUCCUCAAUGUAAACUCCGCAGGUAUCAAGGCAAUUCAAAAAUAUCACCACCUCUACAAGACAGUGCCAGUCAGACAUGUGAAUCCAUGUGCUUAGAAAAAGAUGCUGCCCUGGCUUUGCCAUCUUUAUGCCCCAAAUACAGAAAAUUCCAAAAAGCUUUUGGAACUGACAGAAUCCGCUCUGUGGAGUCUAGUGUCAAAGAUGUCCAUGCUUCUGUUCAGCCAAAUGAGACCUCUGAAAAUGAAUGUCUAGGAGGAGCACAAGACUGUGCAGAUUUGCAGGUGAUUUUAAAAUGUGAAGAAAGUAAAUUAGCGAUGGAACAUGAAGAAACAAAGAAGAAAGAUCUUGCUUCUCAGUGCCCAACUGAAAAAUCAGAAAUGACUCCUUUCCCCCACAAUUCUUCUGCAGACCCUCAUGGACUCUAUUCUCUUUCUCUUUUACACACAUAUGACCAAUAUGGUGACUUGAAUUUUGCUAGUAUGCAAAACACAACAGUGUUAACAGAAAAGCCCUUGUCAGGUACAGAUGUUCAAGAAGAGAAAACAUUUGGUGAAGGUCAAGAUUUACAUUUGAAAUCUGACUCAGGCCCCAAGGAAGACAGUAGCCUUGCAUCUAGUGAUCGGAGUAGUGUGGAAAGAGAAGUGGCAGAACACCUAGCAAAAGGCUUCUGGAGUGACAUUUGCAGCACAGACUCUCCUUGCCAGGUUCAGUUAUCACCCGCCAUGGCCAAAGAUGGCUCAGAACAGACCUACUCACAGAAACGGUCUGAGUGUCCCUGGUUAGGUAUCAGGAUCAGCGAGAGCCCAGAACCAGGUCAAAGAACUUUUACAACAUUAAGUUCUGUCAACUGCCCUUUUAUAAGUACUCUGAGUACCGAAGGCUGUUCCAGCAGUUUGGAAAUUGGAAACGACGAUUAUGCUUCAGAACCCCAGCAGGAACCUUGUCCAUAUGCUUGUGUGAUUAGCUUGGGCGACGACUCUGAGACAGACACAGAAGGAGACAGUGAAUCCUGUUCAGCAAGGGAACAGGAAUGUGAGGUAAAACUGCCAUUUAAUGCACAACGAAUUAUUUCACUCUCUCGAAAUGAUUUUCAAUCCUUGUUGAAAAUGCACAAGCUGACUCCAGAACAGCUGGAUUGUAUUCAUGAUAUUCGAAGAAGAAGUAAAAACAGAAUUGCUGCACAGCGCUGUCGCAAGAGGAAACUUGACUGUAUACAGAAUCUUGAAUCAGAAAUUGAAAAACUGCAAAAUGAAAAGGAGAGCUUAUUGAAGGAAAGAGAUCACAUUUUAUCAACUCUGGGUGAGACAAAGCAAAACCUAACUGGACUUUGCCAACAAGUCUGUAAAGAAGCAGCUCUGAGUCAAGAACAAAUACAGAUACUUGCCAAGUACUCAGCCUCAGAUUGCCCACUUUCAUUUUUAAUUUCUGAAAGAGAAAAAAGUACUCUUGAUGGUGAACUUGCAUUACCAUCAAUUUUUAGUUUGUCUGAUGGGUCUCCGGCUGUGACGCCUCCCAGUGCAAGAGGGAACAGUGAGGCCAGCUCUGCAGAGGGGCAGGAGUCACAGCAGGUGUCCACAGCUACCUCUGAGCAGGCUGGCUGUGUGGUACAGUGUCGUCAGAGUGGCGGGAUCUCAGAUUUCUGUCAGCAGAUGACUGAUAAAUGUACUACUGAUGAGUAAAUGUGUGUCUGCUUCCUUCUAAUCAUCUAAUUUUCCAUUGAAAUUUUGGCAUUAUCUUUAAAGGCUAAUACGGUCAUGCAUUGCUUACCAAUGUAAUUUUUUUUAUUAGUUUGCUGUUAAGGAAAUUUCUCUUAAGUCAACCCGCAUUUCUCCUUGAUUUCAGCAAGAGACACAGAAAUGAUUUGUCUGCUGGAUACCAAAAAGUCACAUGUGAGAUGGGAGUAAGCCUUUAAAACUUAUGUUUGAAAGAAUAAUAACUAUUGUAACUCAUCCCAGUAUUCAAUAUAAGUAAGUAAGAGAAUGAAAACUGAAUCAUACCAAACAGCAUGCAGGUCAUUUCUGCUAAAGAAGUGACCUGUCGAAGCUUAAUAAUCUGAUCUUUUUUGCAAUAAAUUGGUUUAAAAGAAAAUUUCUCUCCAGGUAAUAUUACUAGAGUUCUGUUCUACUCAGAAGUAGAGCAUCAGUUAAUGGAAAUAUUUGUGUAGAAUCUCAAUGUGAAAAAGAAAUCGACUUGCUUAAAUUCCAGAGUUUUGAUCGUCAGCUCCUACUAAAACUAGAGGUUGGUUGGACUUUACUGUGACUUUUAAGUCACCCUCCAUUGGGAAGAUUUAAUAAAUGGAUAGGUGGUUGGCUAAGGAUAGGCCUUCUGUUCUUCCUCAUUAUCAUCUGUAGAAAUUCUGGCUGCAUAAACAGUAGAUAAGUGUCAUUUUUACUCUUUUUUUCUUGUUUAGUCUCUAUCACUUCUGGGUCCAUUGUGAACUUCUGUUACCUGACGUUUUUGUCCCUUUGGAAGAAGUAGGAUUCAGGAAACAGGCAGAGUAGUGCCCUGGAAGCAUUGUUUUAGACUGAGCUUAGCCACGUAUCAGACUGUUCAUUCUUCCAAUGGAGGUCACUAAUACCAGAAGCCAGACAUCAGGGAGGAAGAAAAUUGCCCACACCAGGAGUGCAGUUCACAUCCCAUUCUCUUUUGAAAUCCUAUGGUUUUAUGUGUAAAAAAACAUUGUUUUAGGUAAAACUAUAUCUACAGUAACUCUGUAGGGUUGUGAAAUAGGAUGAAACUUGAUCUUUACCAUUGUAAGUUGCAUUUGGUUUAAUCCUUACUCUCUUCCCAAAUCUGGUGCAAUAUAAAGGCACACAAAUCACUUUCACUUAGGCACUUAAAAUCAGUCUAUAUGUUUAUUUGAUCAUGGUAUAAAAUGUGUUCAUAAUAUCUCAUAACAUUUUAUAGUGGUUCUUAGUUAUUAUGGAGUUAUACAUAUUAGAGAUUGUUCAAAUGAAAACUAGACCUUCAAUGAAAAAAUUCCAAUAUAAUCACAUUCACAGAAUCAUUUGAGAACCCAGUUUUUAAGGGUGCAAUGUGAUAGUUUAUAGUGUUUGGAGUAAGAAAUACUUCACCAAGAUUAGAUGCCUAAGAAAGGCACUUACAUUGACUGCAUCCUUGGAAAGCCUUUGUAGAGAAUGUGGAAGAUGGCCUCCCACUGUGUGGAAAGGAG
Tupaia belangeri chinensis (Chinese tree shrew) is the source of this 3842-nucleotide messenger RNA. RefSeq names its product BTB domain and CNC homolog 1 (gene BACH1). The transcript has 5 exons. The record is from RefSeq and is a predicted model, not a curated record. Gene Ontology annotation, biological process: regulation of transcription by RNA polymerase II. The coding region runs from base 133 to 2349 and encodes 738 amino acids. Gene Ontology annotation, molecular function: protein binding; RNA polymerase II cis-regulatory region sequence-specific DNA binding; DNA-binding transcription factor activity, RNA polymerase II-specific. Lineage: Eukaryota; Metazoa; Chordata; Mammalia; Scandentia; Tupaiidae.